UCCCUUCAGUUAUCUUUCUUGUCCUUCAAGACUCACAAUUGAGUUUGGGAUUAAGUUUGGUGACUAAUUCAUAAUUCUCUGCCUGCUUUGGACCCCUGCAGAGCUCCCCAAGGGCACGGCAAGCACCAAUUGUUAAACUUCCUCGCACACGUUUGCCCUCAAGCACCCUUUUGUUCCUCCUAGCUUUUCUCCCGCAUGCACAGCGAGGAAGUUUGCCCACAAUAUCUGUCGCACGGAUGGUUGUGCGGAUUGAACCCUUUUCAUAGUGCUCCCAUUGUGCCCCGCAUUGCAUUCUGGGGCUCCGUGUGACACCUGCCGCCCAGUUCAGGUGAACGGGAGGCUGGUGAAUGCCCGCCGCAUCCGAGCCGCUCAGGUCGGAUUUCUUGAGGGUUUUUUCCGAAAAGGUAGCGACAGUGGGGGUUUCCUCUCUCUCUCUCUCUCUCUCUCUCUCUCUCUCUCUCUCCAUCGAUUCUAUGCCUGAGGCUUUGUUGCAUAUCGCCUCUCCGGAGCUGAACGGGACAGUGCUAUGAGGAAUCACCUUAAAAGCAAGACUUGUGAAGUGUACUGCGUCUCCGGGCAUGGACGUUCAGGCUGCUCCGCUGCACAGGGAGAGGGGGAGCCGAAGGAGCCCACCCAGUCACUGAGCCCCCCAACGAAGCCAGACGAGAAGGUGGAGGGGGGGCGAGCUCCAGCCUGCGGCUCCUGGAGGAGAUGGAUGUUGGGUCUCCUGCCUUUCUUCCCCUUCACUGCUGCCAUUGCACUCACCCUCCACUUCUUAACAUCUCCACCCUCCUCAGUGUUUUUCCUUGGUGGCAGCGUGGAGUUCCCAAACUUGAGCUUCACCUCAGAGCUGACUGACUCCACCUCCCCUCAGUUCCGCCUGCAGGCUCAGGCCUUGAACCAAUAUUUCUCGGAGCUCUACGAGUCCUCACCGUGGAGCUCUUACUACCUGCACUCAGGAAUUACUGCUUUCAGUGAAGGAGCAGAAGGGCUCAACGUCUUCUACUGGAGUACAUUUUCUGCCCCGGACGACGUUGCCAUGGCGAUCAGGGGGUCCGGCCCAGAGACGCUGCAGCGAAGGCUUCCUGGAAGCAACAAGGUGCUGCGGGACAGCCGCUAUGAGCAGCGAUAUUACAUGGAGCGAGAUGAUGACAUGCUCCACCUGCUGGGUUUGGACCCUGAUGACUUUGAAUCUGAGGAAAAAUCAGACAAGAGUAAGAAUCCAAACAGCAUCCAAAGCGGGAAGUGGCAGCUUGGUUUUCAAGCGAUGUCCUUUGACCUCUAUGCAAAGUACGGCAACAAUCGCACCCUGAGCCUCGUGAGUCCCAAGAAGCCAUACUACCAGUGGCGUCUUCGUGUGCCAUCAGGUCACGUGGUCCGACUGGUGGUCCUCACGCUGCACGGUGCCACUCCAGGAAGCUGCACUGCCCACAAGCUCUCAGCCUACGACUUCUUACUUCCUUUACAGAACAAGAUCAUUGCCAGGUGGUGUGGGCUACCUGUUUCGGGUCCGUCCCCCGUCAUGAAGCUGACUUCCUCUGGGAAUGUGAUGUUGGUCACCUUCUCCUUCAGUAGACAGAGGGAUGGAGCCAUCUUCAAAGCCUACUUUCAAGCUAUCCCUAAAGCAGGUUGUGGAGGGUCAUUAUCCUCCUGGAACGGCUCUAUUACCUCACCCUACUAUCCCGCCUAUUACCCUCCUAAUGUUGACUGCACCUGGACGUUACGGGCACCACUGCCUGGAUACCUGAUCUCAAUCACUAUCGUGAUGAUGGACAUUCAGGAUGCAUCAUCCGAUGGCUGUGAGAAAGACUGGCUGGACAUCGGAGGGGUCAAACUGUGUAAUCCAGUGUCAGACAGCAGCAAAAAGAGAGUCUAUCCCUCUCCUGUCUCCCUUAAUUUCCAUUCAGAUGAAUCUCUCACUCACAAGGGCUUCCACUUGCUCUACCGGGCGUUCUCUCCAGAGGGCACCUGUCCUCGCCAGUUUCGCUGUGGAGAUGGGCGCUGUGUUCCUCUGAGGAAGGUGUGUGAUGGAGCAAGAGACUGCUCGGAUGGAAGAGACGAGGCCAGAUGCUCAUCCUGCAAGCCAGGUGAAGUGUUGUGCGGGAAUGGCCAGUGCAGGCCACACAGCAGCCAAUGUGUGAGCCAAAUCACCUGCCAGGACAGCAGUGAAGAGGCCCCCUGUGGAGGUAAAUGUUACCACAUGUGUCCCAACAAGGUGUGCCUUCCCAAGUCAUCAGUGUGUGAUGGUGUUAUUGACUGCAAAGACCGCAGUGAUGAGUUCAACUGUACAAGAGCGUACUUCAAAGGCUGCUCUUCAUCCUCAUACAAAUGUGCCAACGGAAAGUGUGUGAAUAAGGUGAACCCAGAGUGUGACGGAGUCAAAGACUGUUUUGACGGCUCUGAUGAGCUGCGCUGUGGCUGUGGUACCAGGCCCAGGAAGCGUACUAAGAUAGUGGGUGGUUCAGAUGCGGGGGCUGGGUCAUGGCCAUGGCAGGUCAGCCUCCAGAUGGAUCGCUACGGACACGUCUGUGGAGCUACACUGGUCGCCAGCCGCUGGCUCAUCUCUGCGGCUCACUGCUUCCAGGACUCAGACGCCAUUAAAUACUCAGAUGCCCGUGCAUGGCGGGCCUAUAUGGGAAUGCGUGUGAUGACUACAGGGAACAACGGAGCAGCGACAAGGCCGAUCCGUCGCAUCCUCCUCCACCCGCAGUACGACCAAUUCACCUCCGACUACGACAUCGCACUUCUGGAGCUCAGUGCUCCCGUCUUCUUCAACGACUUGGUGCAGCCUGUGUGUGUCCCUGCACCCUCGCACACCUUCACAACAGGGACCAACUGCUACGUCACAGGCUGGGGGGUUCUUAUGGAGGACGGUGAACUUGCCUCUCGCUUACAAGAGGCCUCAGUGAAGAUCAUCAACAGGAACACCUGCAAUAAGCUGUACGACGAUGCUGUCACUCCCAGGAUGCUGUGUGCUGGCAAUCUGCAGGGAGGGGUGGAUGCCUGCCAGGGUGACUCCGGAGGCCCGUUGGUGUGUCUGGAGCGAGGCAGGCGUUGGUUCCUGGCAGGGAUUGUGAGUUGGGGUGAGGGCUGUGCAAGGCUUAAUCGCCCCGGCGUCUAUACGCAGGUAGUCAAAUUCACGGACUGGAUCCAUCAGCAGACUAAAGGACAGGUGUGACUAAAUGCUAGACUUACAUGAACAAAACUUCAGACUUAACACAUGGGACAAAGCAGUCGGAUCUGGGGUCCAUCUUCAGACUGUUGUCUUGAUUGCGUCACAACAAAUGCAUCAGUUUUUGGGAGUGUUUACACGGCAAUGUGAAGCCACUUUCCUGCUCCAAACCUACCAGCUGGCUAACAAUCAAUCACAUCUACAGUGGCUAUAAUGACACAAACAAAAACAUCAGCACUUAAGCUGUGCAUUGAAAUAACUUGUUUUUUUCUCACUCCACAUACAUUUGAUCGGAACAUUUUAUACAGAGUGUAAGAUAACCCAGAUAUAUAAGAUACAAACCCUCCAUUAGCUUUUAAAUUGAGAUCUUUCUGCACACGUGUAGACUGAACUGCAGGUCAACAUCUACUGGUAUUAGAAAACUAUGUUGGUUCUUACUCCUUACAAAUAUUGGGAACACAAAUUUUCGUUUGUGUGUGAGAGCAGAUACGAGAUAAGCCAAAGUACAAGCCUUCACAAAAAAAUCCACACUGACACAAAAUGAUUACAUACACACUUUUUUUUUGGAAGUAAUACAAUUAUUUUUUAUUACUUCUGCAAAAAUUGUGUAUGUGUGUGUGCGUGUGUGUGUUUGCGUCUGUUUACUUGGGUCUGUGUGUGUGUGUGUGUAUACAUUGAAUCACGAUCUGUUAUUCAAAAGCGCGGUCUGCUAUUAAAAAGUAACAGAUCGUGUGAUACAUUUUUGUAAAUGUUUCAGUCCUUUCAUUGAAUAUUUGAAGAGCUCUACCACCUCAAAAAUAGAAACGGACAUGGCUUCUUAAUCCGCCCGUGUACUGUACGUGUCCAUGACUGACUUUAAAAGAGUUGUGAUUGUACUGUAUGAGUAUGUAUGUGCAUUUGUAUAUCAUGAGUUCAUCUUGGUCAUAGCCUUAUGUUCAAUAUAUGCUGUAUUUAUAGAGGAUUCUAAAAUCCCUCUAUAGGAGGUGAUGUUAUAUUUUGCAUUUCAGUUUUAUCACGAUUUAAUUUAUCUUUAUUGUGCCUCUGUGAAAAGCAUCAUCACUGCCCCUUCAGCACAAUGUGUAUGCAGGUAUGAGAAACGUAUACGAUCAUCAGGUGAUGCCCUUACAAAUCUUUUCAGUGAAGAUACACUUGAAUUUUCGCCAUUUCUCCUGCUCCAACUUCUCAUUCAGCUCACAUCACCACCCUGUGGCCAGUCUGAGUGAUUGCUCAUUUCAUGUCCUGAGGGGAUGGUGCACCUUGCACCCAUAGAAUUCAAAAACAUGCAAUUUGUGUCAAUGUCUCAUAAUAUCAAUUGAUAUGCCUUUAUAUUAAAGACACAACUUCCAAUGCA
This is a messenger RNA of Labrus mixtus (cuckoo wrasse), 4523 nucleotides long. RefSeq names its product suppressor of tumorigenicity 14 protein. The record is from RefSeq and is a predicted model, not a curated record. The coding region runs from base 527 to 3178 and encodes 883 amino acids. Lineage: Eukaryota; Metazoa; Chordata; Actinopteri; Labriformes; Labridae. The transcript has 19 exons. Gene Ontology annotation, biological process: acrosome reaction; proteolysis. Gene Ontology annotation, molecular function: serine-type endopeptidase activity; protein binding.